UGGGAACGGGGACAGCCACGUGCUAUGUGGGCCGAAAAAAGAGUGCAGCCGUCAUGAAUAUCUGCGUAGCGUUGUCUUUUUUAAUAUUUGUGGAACUAUGUGACUCAUCGAGGCCUAAAGCGUAUGAUGACCGGUGCAAAAUUAUUCUUUACGCAUCAUCAAGCGAAUGUCCUCGUCAGCGAUGGUUCUAUGAUUGGAAAAAUAAAUUCUGCCUUCCCAGUUGCAGCGCAACAGCACCCUUUUCAAGCAAAAUAGAAUGCCAGGGAAUAUGCCGAAGUGGCGAUGUUUGCGAUUUCCCGGUGGCAAGUGCCCUCUGCUUCAACCAUGUGUUUCCAGUCUACGUGUACAGUCCCAAAGAGGAAAGAUGUUUCCUGACUUACGAUUGCACAUACUUCCUAAAUAAGUUUCCUACUUUAGGAGAAUGCCUACGUACUUGCGGGCAGCGAAAGCAAGAUAUCAAAACUCCUGAAGUAAGGAAUGCUCAAGGAACCGGCCAACCAAGCUAUUUUGAUAUACUGCAGGGCGAACAGGAUCCUACAGCGUCAAUGAUACCAAUUCUCAAAAUACAAAUAAGGCAUGCACCACCAACUAGGGACAUGCGAUGCAGAAUGCAUGUAGCCGAUACAUUGCUAAAUAAAUGCCACCAUAGACGAUGGUACUACAAUGAAAUUCAGCGAGUGUGCCAACCCACCUGCAGCGAAGAAGCACCAUUCCUAAACAAAAUGGUUUGCGAUGGAGUGUGUCGAACAGUUGAUGUUUGCGGUUUCCCCGUGGCAAGUUUCCCCUGCUUCCACGAAGCCCAUCCAGUAUUCAUUUACAAUCCGAAUGACAAAUCAUGCUUCAAGUCGUACAGCUGUUCUUAUUUCGGAAAUAAAUUUCCUACCUUGGAAGAGUGUCGGCGAACAUGCAAAAAGUGCGCAGCAAACGAUCAAUCGAGAAGUCGUACUGCAAGCAGCUCUCAAGGAAACGGCCAAAUACUCAGCUUUGCUUCAAGCGCUGGGAAUCAAAUAACUCCUUCGAGUGCGGGUUUAUCUACUGGAAAGUUAUUGGCGAAUCCUUACACACCUUUUGACAGCCAGGAGAAACCUGUUGCCCAAGCUACCGGAGGCAGAUGAGCGCGGCGUAUUAUUAUUCCUGCUGAAGGAAAACAAUGCACGAUAGCCGAUUCCAUGCUAUUUCCAGACGCUGAAUGUUGCAUACAAAUGCAGGUGCUGUACGGUAGCCCAGUCGGGAGUGUUGUGUGCUUGUCGACGUGUUUACUGAAGAAAUUGCGCAAAUUUACAAUGCCCAUAAUAUAAAGUGCAAUAAAUACAUGUUCAAAACUC
Dermacentor andersoni is the source of this 1325-nucleotide messenger RNA. RefSeq lists its product as uncharacterized. Gene Ontology annotation, molecular function: serine-type endopeptidase inhibitor activity. Lineage: Eukaryota; Metazoa; Arthropoda; Arachnida; Ixodida; Ixodidae. The record is from RefSeq and is a predicted model, not a curated record.